AUGUCUACCUCACGUUCGACACCGGCCAAGCGCAGCCGCGCCUGCUCUUUCACCUCGUCCACCCUCUCGCCGAUCGCCGAGUCGCCCGUGCCCAGCCCGGAUCAAGAUGCCCUGCCCGCGGCCAAGCGGCUGCGUCGCGUCUUCUCGUCGUCGGAUGGUCUGCCCCGAGCCACGCCAGCGGAAACGCUCGGCCGUGGCACCGGCGAAGGAUCUACCAGCCGCGACCAAGCACGAACGACUGCAAGCAGGCGUGCUGGUGGCCAACCCACCGAGGAGCUUGACGAGGGCGCCGUCAUCCAGGCUCUUAUUUCUGCCAACGCCUUGGCGACGCAGUUUCUGCAGGCGCGCCGAACGGGACCGGCUGUGAAGCCUGAAGCCGCCGCCGCCCACGGGCCGCAACAGGAGGACUCGGAUCCAGUCCCUCCUGCGCCCUGGACGCGACCAGUUGAGCCACGGCCGCGGCGCAUCCCACAUGUGUCGUUCCGGCCAACCCCGCGACUCUUCCCUGAGCUCGCGGCAGGCGUCAAGAAGCCCGCUGGUCAUCAGCGCUCCCGCUCUGAGCCCCCUGUCCUUGAGGCUCUGGAUGGCGCUGCGGCAGGCACGAGCAGCGAUGUGUCGUCUUCCCUUCCUCCUCUCGCGUCGGACUUGUUGGAGAGCCAGGUGAUGCAGGAGCCGAGCAUCCCCGUCGCCGUGUCGCGGCCGCAGGCUCGCGCGACCAAAACUCAAGCGAGCACAGGGCGCGCUGAGAGGCCGGACGUGACGACCGCCGAGACGGUCAGCAACCAGCAGAAGACGAUCUAUCGUUCGUUUGUGGACGGGACCCGCACACUAGUGUACCGCUCUUCUGAGCACAAGUUUACAACGCAAGGCUUCAUUAUGCGUGACCUCGCUCGCGUUCUCCACCAGCCUCGUCCCGCGGUGGACGCAGUCCAUCUCCCUUUUCCUAAGGAGCAGAUGGACCGUCACCCGCAGCUGGAGAAGAACCAUGUCAGCCUGAGGGUGGUUGACUCGUCUUCAACGAUAGAACGAUCGCAGUUCGACCCCCACUCCAUGUGCGUCCUCGUCUCGGAGCCGGGGGGGGCGCUGCUCUUUUCAUUCGGUCGUCGACAGCUGGAAUCGCCAACGGCGAAACGCCACUUUGACCAUUUCGUGACGUGGAUGAGGUACCUUAGGGACCGGUCGGCAGCCGAUCAUCAGCUCGUCAGGUCAAGCGACAGCUCUUCGAGCGGGCUUCCCCGAAGCAGGCGAAAGGUUGUAGCUGACAUCCAGGCCGUCGUUGCUGCUGCAGGAGCACAGUUGGCGGACACGAGUUCGGUCCCUACGACGAGCCUCACCCCAACUGCUCGUCCGCCGCCCCUUCCAGCAGCAGGCCCGGUCGGAGGUCGAGGUACCGCUCCAACUGCUGGCAGCCAGACAGCGAGGUCAUCGAGGCAGGAGUAG
Molecule: messenger RNA, 1440 nt
Organism: Trichosporon asahii var. asahii CBS 2479
Lineage: Eukaryota; Fungi; Basidiomycota; Tremellomycetes; Trichosporonales; Trichosporonaceae
Exons: 6
Coding region: 1-1440 (479 amino acids)
Source: RefSeq, a predicted model, not a curated record